AAAAAGUCUAGAACUGCCCUCAUCCGCUACGUGUCGUUUUUCAAUUGGUUAGAAGACACCAUAUGGGCUGCUGUCUCUUGUACUCUUUCUUCUUCGUCAGCUUCUUCUAUCUUUUUCACUUUUAAUAUACGACCAAAGCACGGAAAAAAAAUUCUUCUUUCUCUUCGCUUCUCUGUUUUCUCUCUACUUUUAUCUCUCUCUCUGUCUCUGUGGAUAGAAAUAGCAAACGUCACGUCCUCGAUUUGGUCUCUGUAUUAAUCCGAUUAAUCUCCGGAGGUGUUCUUCGUGGUAGUCUGUUUCUAUGCCAUUUUGCCGAGAAAAUGGGAGAAGUUAAGGGAUGUUGGAAAAUAGGACGAAUGCUUCCAAAGGAUAAGUCUGCAAACUCCUACAACGUCUCUCUUCUGUUAUCUCCUGUUGUUUCUGUUUGGGAUUGUAUCGUCCGUAAAAUGAGGUAUACCUACAUACCUGAGUGGGUGUAGUAUUCUUUGAGAUCGUUGCAUCCCCUAGUUCUAGUGAGGUUAGUUAAGUUCUUCAGUUGGUAGAAUUAGCAAAGUAAGCAAGGAAAAGAAGAAGCCAGUUGAUAACAUUUAGUAAAUGUAUACUUUUUAGUUUAUUUUUUUUUCACUUUGGAGAGAAUCCAUAAAGCCAGGCAAACAAAGACUUGUAGCAAUCAUGGAUAACAGUAGCUCGAUGCGCAAACAAGCUCAGCCGACUGUUAGAAAAGCAAAGAAGAAGCAAGUUAAAGAUGAAGUGGACAGAAUCAAACAAGCUGAGAAGAAAAAGAGACGCCUUGAGAAAGCCAUUGCUACUUCUGCUGCAAUCCGGGCUGAGCUAGAGAAGAAGAAACAAAUGAAGAAGGAAGGACUGCUAGAGGCAGCAGCAGGUGAAGAAGAUUCAGCAGAGGCUGCAAAGAAGAAGCAGGAGAGAGACGAACUAGAGC
Messenger RNA from Camelina sativa (false flax), 940 nucleotides. NCBI's taxonomy places the organism in Eukaryota, Viridiplantae, Streptophyta, Magnoliopsida, Brassicales, Brassicaceae. The record is from RefSeq and is a predicted model, not a curated record.